AUGCAAUUAUUUUUAGGAUUGCAAGCUUACGAUUGUUCUGUGUUUGGUGAUCAAAAUAUUACGGUUCCGGUACAUUUGAAUUUUGGCAAAUAUAUUUUAGAUUGUUUGCGACAAAUGAAAGAUGCAGUAGCAUUGAUAAAUGGGACUACUGGAGAAACUUUAACGAUCCGGCAACUUCUUCAGUAUUCUGUCAAUCUGGCCACUUCACUUACAUCGUUGGGGAUUGGAAACGGUGACGUCGUUGCUAUAGGUUCAGAAAAGCGCAUCACGUACCUGCCAACUGUUUUAAGCGUUUUGUUUACUGGAGCUACGUGUACUCCUUAUGGCCUAGAUAGUGGCAAAGCCAUACUCAGACAAAAGUUAUCCGUGGCUAAACCUACGCAUUUAAUAUGCUCUAAACUUUUCUGGGAACGACAUGAAGAAGUCCUAAACUCUUGUGGCUCUAUUAAAUCUUAUAUUUCAUUUGAUUGUGUUCAACAAAAUGCCUUAACAAUAAAAGAUCUAGUUGCAAAAGAUAUCGACAUUGAAAGAUAUGAACCAGUUAGAGUACUUGGACAAGUAGACACAACGUUUAUAUUGUACUCAUCUGGAACGACGGGUGCGCCAAAAGGAAUUCGACUAACUCAUUUGAACUCUAUUAUGAGCAGUCUUCCGGAUAAUUACAAGGAUGAGUGGAACAUUCAGACAGCUUAUAUUCUCGGUGAAUGGAAUUUUAAUUAUGAUACUUUUAUGACUUUUAAAUUACUUUACGCUGGAAAGAAAGUAGUAUAUAUUGAUGACGUUACUAUUCUGAACAUAUUGCAAUGUAUAGAAAAAUAUCAGAUCAACAUACUAAUGGUUCUGCCAUAUCAGCUUAACCUUAUCAUAAAGGCUGAAGCCCUAGAAAGGUUUAAUUUAGAAACAUUAACGAUCAUUUACUCCAGAUCAACCCUUCUUCACAAAAAUACCAUAGAACAAGUAAAACAAAGACUACCUAAGCUACAACAUAUCUUGCAAGGCUAUGGGAUGACUGAAUGUGGAGAACCUACUUCAGAAAUUCGGGCAGUUAAGGGUCCUAGGCCAGGAAGUGUUGGUAUGGCUGCACCUGGCAUUACCAUCAAAAUAGUCGACCUAAAAAACGACAUAAAACUAGGCCCAAACCAAUCUGGAGAAAUUAGAGUAAGAGGCCCAAUGUUAAUGAAGGAAUACAUUGGACUCGACCCAUCUAUUUAUUUGGACGAAGAAGGCUUUUUAAAAACUGGUGACGUUGGAUACUAUGACGAUGAUAAGUACUUAUACAUCGUUGAAAGGAUGAAAUACUUAAUUAAUUACCAAGGAAAUAAGAUUGCACCAUUACAACUCGAAAAUUUACUGGAAAUGCAUCCAAACGUUCUUGAAGCCAGUGUUAUUGGAAAACCAGACCCUGAUGACGGAGAAAUACCAAUGGCUUUUGUAGUAAAGAGGCUAGAAUCAGAGGUCACGGAGGAAGAGUUGUUAGAUUAUCUAGCUUCAGAAGUGCCCAAAUAUAUGCAACUAAAAGGAGGAGUAAAGUUUAUAGACAAACUUCCUAGGAGCCCCAGAGGAAAAAUUCUACGGCGUCAUUUAGGAGAAAUGUUAAAUCAAUUUCCUUAA
This is a messenger RNA of Pararge aegeria (speckled wood butterfly), 1611 nucleotides long. RefSeq names its product luciferin 4-monooxygenase-like. Gene Ontology annotation, molecular function: long-chain fatty acid-CoA ligase activity. The transcript is spliced from 10 exons. The coding region runs from base 1 to 1611 and encodes 536 amino acids. The record is from RefSeq and is a predicted model, not a curated record. Gene Ontology annotation, biological process: long-chain fatty acid metabolic process; fatty-acyl-CoA biosynthetic process. NCBI's taxonomy places the organism in Eukaryota, Metazoa, Arthropoda, Insecta, Lepidoptera, Nymphalidae.